Plectropomus leopardus (leopard coralgrouper) is the source of this 1335-nucleotide messenger RNA. Lineage: Eukaryota; Metazoa; Chordata; Actinopteri; Perciformes; Serranidae. The record is from RefSeq and is a predicted model, not a curated record.
UUCUUUUGUACGCAUGCGCAUAAUGAACGUCGCUGCAUGCACCUGGCUGGACUUUGCAAAGCGAAAAGCUGAAGAAUGGCUCUUCGUGUGGCUGUGGUUGGAGGAGGCGGUUCAGGUCUGACCUGUAUCAAGUCCUGUCUGGAUGAGGGUCUGGAGCCUGUCUGCUUCGAGAGCAGCGAUGACAUUGGAGGUCUGUGGAGGUUUAAGGAGAAUCCAGAGCCAGACAGGGCGAGCAUCUACCACUCUGUCAUCAUCAAUUCCUCCAAGGAGAUGAUGUCUUUCAGUGAUUUUCCCGUCCCUGGACACUUCCCAAACUACAUGCACAACUCCCUCGUCAUGGAAUACUUUCGGAUGUACGCUGACCACUUCCGGCUCACCAAGCACAUACACUUCAAUACCAAAGUUUUGCAGAUCAAGCGGAGAUCAGAUUUUUCUCAUUCAGGCCAGUGGGAUGUUGAGACCGAGAACAAGGAGGGCAAAAAGGAGAAACACAUUUUUGAUGCAGUGAUGAUCUGUAUUGGACAUCACUGCCAGCCCAACCUGCCACUGCAUGACUUCCCAGGAAUUGACACUUUUAAGGGAAAGUACUUCCACAGCAGAGACUACAAGACUCCUGAGGAGUGGAGGGAUAAAAAGGUUGUAGUGCUUGGAAUAGGAAACUCUGGAGGAGACAUCGCAGUGGAGCUGAGCAGAUUCACAAAGCAGCUGUAUCUAAGCACUCGGAGGGGAGCCUGGGUCGCAAAUCGAGUGUCAGACAACGGUCUUCCCCGUGAUAUGCUCAAUGACAGGAUGACUCAAUUAAUACGCCGAAACCUUCCCUUCAGACUGAUCUGCAGCAUGGCGGAGAAAAAAGUCAACCAAAGAUUUGAUCACAGUCUGUACAACUUGAAGCCAAAGCACAGGUUGUUCAGCCAACAUCCCACAGUGAAUGAUGAGCUUCCCAACCGCAUCCUGUCUGGAACAGUUCAGGUGAAACCCAACGUCCGCAGGUUUCAGGGCUCCAGCGUGGAGUUUGAUGACGGAAGUGUCGAGGAAGAUGUCGACUUGGUGGUGUUUGCCACAGGUUACAGGUUUUCCUUCCCAUUCCUGGCCUCUCAAGUGGUCUCAGUGUGUGAGAACAAAGCGUCGCUGUACAAGAAUGUGUUUCCUCUGGAGUUGGAGCGCCCCACUCUGGCUAUCAUUGGUCUCGUGCAGCCGCUGGGAUCCACUUUGCCAGUCUCUGAGAUGCAGGCUAGAUGGGCCACACGUGUCUUUAAAGACAUCAUCAAGCUUCCCACAGCGGCCACCAUGCUAAAAGAUGUCCAGUCCAAGCAGGAGGCAAUGGCCAAAAGGUAG